AUGAUCGCAACAAUGUCACCCUCUCUCCUCCUGCUCCAUCUACCGGACGAGGUACUCAUCACCAUCUUCAGUUUCCUAGAUUUUCGGAGUCUACGUAAUGCCACCGUUGUGUCCAAGCACUUUGACGACUUGGCCGAACCGUUUUUGUACCACACUAUCCAAAUCCUGAAUGGUCAGCAAGCCAUUUCCCUGGCCCGCAGUCUGUAUGCAAAUCCCCGUCGUGCUACAUGGGUUCGCAGCCUUCUCAUCUCGACCAAAUUCGGGGACGAUGAAGGCUUGAGCACAUUACCGCCAUUCAUAAGUCGAAUGCGCAACUUACAGGAUUUACGUCUCGAGACACCCGACUGCAAUGCCAAGUUCCCCGAAGAGAGAGUCGGCUGGGUCAACCUGCAGGACCGAUACGAACGCAUCUUUGAAAGUGCUUCGACCGUUGUCCCCAGGGGUGAUAGGGUUCUGCCAAGUUUGAGAAACUGCACGUUACAUUUUGUGGAUGGACAGAAAGAGAUCUACUCAAUGACCAAAUAUGCCAUGCUGUUCUUGCAUCCCAACUUGAGGUCGUUGACCAUGUCCUGUGCCAGCACCGAUUUCACGCAUAGGUUGCUGACACCUUUUCAAGACGAUACGACCCUCGUCAAAUCGACCAAUCUGGAACACCUGCACCUGGAAGAAUGCGACAUCUUUGAACCGUCUCUCAGCAUUCUACUGAGCUUCCCACGCGCCUUGAAAUCUCUGAAGGUCAGCGAAGGCGUUCGGUAUGACGGCAUCUUCAGUGCUAGAAGCAGUCGAAUGCACGGGAAUGUCUCUCCACGACCCUUCAUGGAGGCCAUAGCCGAGCAUUGCACCGAUUCGCUCGAACACCUGUCUCUUAGCCUUGGGUACUUGAGGCAAGGACCCCAAGGCAUCAAUCAUUCCAGCCAGCACUUGAGUCUCACUGCAUUUCAUGCGAUGAAACAGUUGGACCUCGAUGUUCGGACAGUCAACUUGGUUCGGAUCAGGGCUCCGUGCGAUCACGCUACGUGGCGCAGACUGCCCCCCAACCUGGAGACUCUGAAAAUCUUUUCCAUACCUUUGGGCGAGCGACCUCCGUUCCAAGCACGGCGACGUGUCUGGUUUCCCCUUGACACCUGUAUCGUGGCCGACAAAGCAAAGCAUGGACUGCGACUGCUCAAGAACCUCAUCUUCUCCUAUGAAUACUAUCGCGAGGAUGAUGAGAUACCAAGACUCAGCUUUUCGGACGAUGGCUCCAGCAUCGAAGAGAUAACCCAGGUUACCAUCGCACAUCGACGAAUGGUUGACAAGUGCACCGAGCUGCUUCCCAUAUACAGAAGAGCGGGCGUGAGACUGGAAAUCGAAAUGGCCGCUCUGCCCAAUGGCUUCAUCCCUCCAUAUCUGUUUCCAGAGGAUAAGCCGAAGUAUUUCAAGUUGUGGGAAUCAGCACCUAGCUGA
Molecule: messenger RNA, 1446 nt
Organism: Exophiala viscosa
Lineage: Eukaryota; Fungi; Ascomycota; Eurotiomycetes; Chaetothyriales; Herpotrichiellaceae
Exons: 2
Coding region: 1-1446 (481 amino acids)
Molecular function (GO): protein binding
Source: RefSeq, a predicted model, not a curated record